AUGAUAAUUUCAAUGAUGAUAAAGCCCUCUCUUCAAAUGAUGAGAACUCUCAAGAAGAGGAUUCUGACUACACUUAUAACCCAACCCUGGAGAUGAUUAUAUCUAUAUCACCAUCUAUAGACAGACAAUUAUCUCAAAAGUUGCCAAAAGACGUUAAAGCAACUGAUAAAAUACUUUCAAAGAUAUCAUACUGCACAUCAGCAACUCUCGGACCGUUGAACUAUUCUCUUAAGACUCUAUAUAAUAUGAAGCCCGCAGAAAAUAAAAAAGAAGCUCUUGAAGUCUGGGCAAUAUUGGAACAAUCAUUGCUAGCAGCUAGGUCUCUGUUACUGGAUUUUCUCUCUUAUACCACACAGGUUAAAAGAGACUUGACUAUCAAAGCUAUCAUUCCUUCCUAUCAACCCAGGGCUAAGCAUGAAGAGUUGUUUGGUGAAGAACUUGCUGAUUAUGUUAAAAAAGAAAUGAAAUUUCAAAAUUCUUUAAUGAUGUUGCAUGGCAAAAAAGAAGAGGCAGAGGUAGAGGAUUCCAUAGGGAAUUUGGAACCUCAAGUUAUAGGCAAAAUUUUCGGCCAGAUCCUCUACAAAGAGGUCAGUCUUAGUCCCAAAUACAAAUAUAAGAAAAGCCCUGACUACAGAUAUAUUGCAACUUCUGUGGAAAGGAUAGAAGCCUUAAACAAACCCUUCUUGGAUAUUAAUACCCAAAGUUUUAAACAAAGUAAUUCGAGAGAAAGUGAUGAUAACUCUAAUUUUUCUUUUGUAGCAAAUGGCACUCUGGUUCUCUAUCUUACUUUAUCUUCUAGCAGAUCUCCCAGUUAUAAUUUUACCAAACUCAAUUAUUCACAAUUAUCAGAGAUCGAACAGGAGGAUAGGACUUUAGAAUCUUUGUAUAGCGUGUUUAUUAGAAAACACUUAUCGAACAAGAGCCUUCAAGAAGGAGAUAUUAACUUAUUUUCUGCGGCAUAUGAUCCAAAAGCAUCAAAAACGGUUUCCUCAAAUAUCAGAGUGUAG
Molecule: messenger RNA, 1007 nt
Organism: Dentiscutata erythropus
Lineage: Eukaryota; Fungi; Glomeromycota; Glomeromycetes; Diversisporales; Gigasporaceae
Source: the annotation of a GenBank genome assembly